AUGUGUGUAUCUGCCCGGAUCCUCCCGGAGAAACCAGCCCCAGACAUGAGCGGACGAGUGGGAGACCUGAGCCCCCGGCAGGCCGAGGGCCUCCACCAGUUUCGGGAGAGGAUUGAGGACAUCCUCCCCGGCCUCCCGGCCCAACACGACCACUAUCUGCUGCGCUGGCUCAGGGAAGAGGCUGCUGAAUAUAAAAAAGAGGACUCAGUCAAACUUUGUCUAAAAUCCUUAUAA
Menidia menidia (Atlantic silverside) is the source of this 234-nucleotide messenger RNA. The record is from the annotation of a GenBank genome assembly. NCBI's taxonomy places the organism in Eukaryota, Metazoa, Chordata, Actinopteri, Atheriniformes, Atherinopsidae.